AUGGACGUAGUGGCCGCUCUCAUUGCCAAAAUCAAACUCAGAUACUCAACAGAUUGCGAACCCGAAGUAACUGACGACGGAGAGAAGGCGUUCGAUCGAGAUGAUUUGGGCGACUACGUCGUGUCGAUGAUCAGCGCGGUCGUCACGCGUGGUCAAGACGAGAUUUUGGAAGGGCAGCCCUGCUGUUAUAUGCCCACCACUAUAGAGACUAUAGAGACGCUUGUUUUACAGAAUAUAAUAACGCCUGUAUGUAGGCGUCUUAUCUUAGAUAUUUUGCUUAUGCGCGACAAGACUAUAGUAUCGGUCCUGUCAGCAAUUUAG
Macrosiphum euphorbiae (potato aphid) is the source of this 321-nucleotide messenger RNA. NCBI's taxonomy places the organism in Eukaryota, Metazoa, Arthropoda, Insecta, Hemiptera, Aphididae. The record is from the annotation of a GenBank genome assembly.